CCGCGAAUUUGGGGGGGGGCCUGUACAUGAUAAUCAUGAAACGGAGCAGGUCUCCUUUUCUUCCACUGCUGCCGCCAACGUACAGGGAUGUCUUCAGAGUCCUCCCUUGGCGCAACAACCUCAGUCAUUAUCAGAGUGGCCCCCCUCUCCUGUCACGUCCAAUUCCACCAAGAGGGAACAGUGCUCCUCUUCCAUGUUCAUGGUCGGGUUCUCCAGAUUCUCAUGGCCCUGAUUGCUUCCAGGAUCUCCGGUCUGGUCCUCGUCGGUGGCAGGUGACAGCUCCUCAGAGUCUUCCCAGGUGUACUGCCCUGGCCCAUGAUACUGCCACAGACGAUUGAUGUGGACUACCUUUGGUUGAGCCUUUCUUCUUCCCCUGAUCUGGAUACUUCUAUGAUGGGCAAUAGCAUCGAACUUUCAGAAGAUAAUGGCAGUAGAUUUUGUGGUAAAACUAUCCCAGAAGAAAUUGUGAUUCAUAUAUUCCUGUACGUGCCGGUCAAAGACCUGAUAAGGUCGGCCACGCAUGUCUGCAAGUACUGGCAUCACUUGCUGACUCAGUACCACUUCUGGUUUACAAGGAUGCAGGUUGAAGGUUAUAAGCUGUCAGAAACUACCAAGCAGAGGCUUCUGGAAGAGACGAAUGAGACUUUGGUUCUGCGUGCUCUCCAGAGUGUAUGUGGAAAUUACCUGCACUUGAACAAAAACCUUAUCCUCAAUCCAAGUGGAAUUGAUGGAUUUCAACAUUGGAUGGUAAGACAUGGAGGAGAUAAGAUGAUAGUAGAAGACACUCCUACUGGUAGUGAUCUCAUCCCUGAGGAAGCUGGACUACCCACCCAACAUUGCUUUGUUACCUCAUAUAUCGCAAGCUCCCGGUGCCAAGUUGUAAACCUGGAGCAUCUCGGCCUUGAUCCUUGUGUUAUUGACAUCUUAAGACCAGAGAUCCACAUUUCAGAAUGGGUGAGUGCAAGGUGGGAUUGUCACUCUAAGAGCACAAUAGCGGUUUUGUUGAAAGGGGCAGAUGACACACAGCAGGUGGAUAUUACCUGGAACUCACGUACUGAUGAUGUGAUCUGCAGACAAUGGUACAAGAUGCAGAAAGUAGUGGCGGAUUACCCAACAGGAUUAAAACAAAUUACAUUUACCAACAUUGGAAAGGACCUUCAGUUUUGGGCUGGUCACUAUGGAGCCAAAACUGCUGGCUCAUCAGUGAAAUUUGUGCUUUGAAGUGCCUUAAUGAUUAAAACAGUGUUAUGUGUUGUUGUUAUAUGAAAUCAUUUAAAGUUUACGUUUGUAGAAGAAGUUUGAAGUGAUAUACCUCUUUUGUGUGUGUGUUUUACUACUGCAGUGCAGGUUGAACCUCACUAAUCCGGCACCCUUUGGACCUGACCGGUGCCGGACUAGAGAAUUUUCCGAACCACAGGUGGUCUGUAAAAUACAUAGUAUUAUUGAUGUCACACAGUUUUAAUGUAAAUGAUAUAAAUAAAUAUGCAUGCAAAAGAAUAAAGAAAGAAAUAUGAAAAUGAAAUACCUGUACAGGUAAUGUAUUUCACAUACAGUAACAUAAUACAGUACAGUGUAAUUGUAAUACAAAAAAAUAGAUACCGGUAAACAAUAAUUCUCAUUCUGCACUUAAAAUGACAAAAUAGUUACGGUACCUGUACAUAAAUUGGUGAUGUUCACCUGUAAAGAAGAAAAAAAUAUCUGUACAGUAAAUUAAAUAAUAAAAUAAAGAACAAAUAAGGAGAAAUUAUAAACCAUAGAAAUAAAAUAAUUACAGAAAAAACAUAAAUGUAAUAAGUUUACUGACUUAAAAUUAAAUAAGCAAGUUAUGAAAAUAAAGUAAAAAUACAGGAAAAAAUAAGAUAAAAUGAAGAAAUAAAGAAAACCAAUUAACUUACAUAAAGUGAUUACUGAUUCUGCACCCAAAUUUAUGUACAGUACAGGUAUGUACACACAUAUCCAAUCCACACUACAUUGGAGUUACAUCUGGGGUCUUGGCUGGGGUGACAUUUGGGGCCUUGGCUGGGGUGACAUCUGGGGCCUUGGCUGGGGUGACUUCUGGGGUCUCAGCUGGGGUGACUUCUGGGUACUCUAAGUCAUUGUCUGGGUCCUCGUGUCAGGUGACAUCUGGGGUAGCAGAAGUAGAUGCAAUAGGAUGUUCAGUUGAAGAGAGUUGCUUACUGGUCUCUGUUGCUUUUUUGAAUCAAUUAUCCCAAGUUUUUUGUUUCAUGUAUUUGGGCUUUUCUUUAAUGAGACUGUCUUUCAUUAGGUAGAGAUGCACGAUUUCUUGAACGGUAAAUAUGUUUCUCUGCUCCAGGUCUUCUGUUAAAUCUGUGGUCAGCUGAAUGCAUUUGUCAAUAGAUAUUCUUUCUUGAGCUUUCUCCAACUCUUCUUUACUGUCUGUACCUGUACCUGUACUUUGUCCUUUCUGUACCAUCUGCACAAUUUCUGCAUUUGUCGGUUGAUUCACAGUUGGUACAUCUCGAUCGACAUCCAGCCACUCCAGUAAACCUUCUUCCCCCAUUUCCCUGACCAUUGCACGUGCUGCUGGGUUGAUCAAACUGUUGGCAUACUCCAUUAAAUCACGCGCAGUUAUUUUAUUUUGCAGCAUUUGAAAUCCAGCGAAAUCACUCUCCUCGCUGACAUCGGAACUGUCCUGAAACAUUAGUGUUGGCCAUAAAUUAUGCCAAGCGUUCAUCAGAGCAGAUGGUGUUACUGUAUCCCAGACUUUAGCUACUGUCCAGAUCAUAUCCCUAAGAGUGAAUUCUUUUCGAGCUGUUCCAAUAUCUUUGCCAUUAUUAAUGGCUAACAGCAAAUGGUGCAUAAACACUGAUCCGUAUUUACUCUUCUUGGAGUGUAAAAUACCCUGAUCACAUGGCUGAAUUAAGGAAGUACAGUUAGGAGGUAAAUACAGCCCCAUAACAUUAUCAUCUUUAACAAGUAGUUCUGCAUUAGGGGGGACUGAUCAGUUAUCAAGCAGGAGGACAAUUUUGCACUUAGGAUCCAGACCAACUGAUGUACAGUGAGCUCUAGCCUCCCGUACGAAAUAUUUCUCGAACCAUUCAAGAAAUAUUUUACUGGUCAUCCAGCCCUUUUUGUUUGCAUGGUAAAUAACUGGGAAAAUUUUCACCCCCUGAAAACACCAAGGGUUCAGACUUUUUCCAAUAAUCAACAGCUUGGCCUUGUGUGUGCCUGCAGCAUUACUUCAACCAAGCACAGAAACCCUGUCCUUAACAUCCUUCGUGCCGACACAUGCCACUUCUGUUUCUUGCGCCAAAGUUUUGCCGGGGUUAUGACGCUCAGUUUCGUCAGCAUUAUAUAUCUGCUCGGGAGAUAAAUUAUCAUGUGCAUCAUACUGUGCAUUAUCUCAAAGAACUUAGCAGCUGCUUCAGUAUCUGCACUUCCCUUUUCCCCACAUAUACGGUGUAAACUAAUACCUUGCCUUUUUUAAAAUUUUUGCAACCAUCCCUGCAGGUUAAGUUCUUCGUGAAAUAUUUUUUCCUGUGCAAGUAACAUCUCGCCCGACAAAGGAAAACGUUCACUGUGCCUAAGUUUGAAUCACUGUAUAAGAGCACUGUCUAAAUCACUGUUUUUCCCUUCCUUCAGUGUUUUACGCAUAUCCAUAUAUUUCUUAGUGUUAGAUUCACUAUAAAACUUAAGGAUUUUAAGUUUUUGCUUCUUGACAUCAUACACUGUAGGUGAUCCAACAUUGUAAAUUUCACAUAACGCACGGACCAAUAUGCCACUGUCCAGUUUCUUCAACAGUUCCACCUUCUGUUGUAUCGAUAUAGAUACUACGUGUUUGCGGCGUUUGGAAGCAUUUCCUGCUCCAGUAUCACCUGCUGGUCACUUAGGAGGCAUAUUAAGGGUAUAUAACAAGUGAAAUAUUACAGAAACACUUGAAAUACCUAGGAACACACCAAACUCCAUGAGGACCAGAUAUAAACAAAGGGUAUGCUGAACCAUGGAUACUAGCGCCGGUGGGUACUAGCGGCCGUCCGGCAAACUAAAAUUUUGCCGGACGGCGGGAGGUGCAGGACAAUAGAAUACCGGAUUAGGGAAGUUCAACCUGUACCUGUAUCAUUUUAUCAUCAACAUAAUUUAACAACCAUUUUCCAUGCUUAGGUGGGUUAGCUGCAGUUACCUCAUUACAGCUCUCUAAGCAGCACAGUUACUUGCACCCUCUUUUGUAAGGUUCUUUACUCUUAAUGUUAUUUCUUACAACCUCUCCCCAUGUCAUUAUUGGCUUGUUCCUGGCUCCCCUCCCCUCGAUGCCCACAUUUCAUUGCUAUACGGGUUACUUAUUAUACGCUGUACUGAUAUAUGUCAUUUUAUAUAUAUGUCACUAACAAAUAUAGGAAGAAACUUUCAUUAUACUGUACGUCCCAUCACGUAUCACACAUCUAACAAAUAAUGUUGUUCGGAAUGCAUCUCCACAUCAACUACUAUCCACAACAACAUGUUAUCCUGACCCCAUUGUAAACUGAUAUGCUGAGGUUUCAAGGGGUGUUACUGUAUAUGUUGGAAUGCAUAUACUGUACCCCUAAUUACGUUAAUUUUUAUGGGAAAAAUUCCUAAUUAUAAAACAUUUCUUUUUGAGUCACUUUUCUCUGGAACACAUCCCAACAUAAUGAACACUGCCUGUACAGGUACAACAUUACUCAUCUCAUGCCAGUUGCAUACAGGUACAUCUUUCCUUUCACAUGGAGGAAAGGUCCUCUGGUCACAGUGCUUGCACAUUUUGAAAUUCAAUUUUCUUGAUUGGGUUGUUAAAUUUCCUUAGAUUUUCGUAUAAAAGAAUAUUAAAUUUCCCUUUGAUGAAAAACUACCAGUGAAAAGAAAACCGGAUUAUUUCUGUAGAGCAAAGGAUCAAAAUUUUUAUUAGAGUAGUAAUAUGUAUUACUUUUUAACCUGUCUGUUAACAGGUAUAUGGUGUUAACAUCCAUCAUCUAUGUCACAAAGUUAAAGAAAAUGAGGCGAGAAGUGAAAGUUAGACACUGGGAGACAAAGUUCACAAGUUUAUUAUCAUUAUGUACUUGUCUGUUUAUUCUGUUGUUCUUGUAUCAUAUUUUCAAGAAACAGUUUUCAUGGUAUGGCAGUUUUAUUAUCAUCUGCAUUUGAUGUAAUUUUAGAAUGGAGCCGAAUCAUGUCUUUUGCCAGGUCUAAGUUUGCAGCUUGAUCUUUUCAUGCCCAUUGAUAUGUAAGUCUUAUUGUUAACAAUCCAAGUAAAUUUUCUUGCUUAAGACCAGUUCUGUGAAAAAAAAUUAUCAAUUUUAAUUUACUAAAAAUUCGUUCAACCAUUGUAUUUGAAUAGGGAAAUGACAAUAACACUGCUAGAACCUUGCAUAGGUGUGGAUAUGGAGGACUUCUAUGCCAAAACUCUUUAAAAUCCUUACAUGCAUUAAGACUGGGACAUAGUGCCAGCUGCCUCUGUUAUAGAUCAGCUGUGUGAACAUCAACAAUCUCUUUCAGAUAAAAGUUAUUUGAAAGUGACGUGUGUGUGUGUGUGUGUGUGAGAAGGAAGUGUGCAUGGACAAGUGUACAACAACACCUCACUGGAUAGCAGAUAGAUUUGUUUAUUGAUUAUACAUUUUGUACAUACAUAUACACCUAGUACAAUACAGUACUUAAUAAACUAGAAGGUCUGAGAAUGUUCAUAAGGUGUAAUCACCAGAGAUGAACUUUGAUAAAUUUGUGUCAACUUAAGAAGUAGUUACAGUAUACAGGUACAGUCACUCAGAAAACUAUCUGUACUUUGUGUAAUAUUGUCUCAGCACAAUUUUGUACAGAUAUUUCUUUUGUGACUGUACAUAUAACUCACUGACGGAGUAAAAAUGUUGAAGCCAAAGAGAAUCAUUUUUAUUAUUAUAGCGUAGGCCAGUAUGAGCAUUAUCUGUGAUUUAUAUUAUGACUGCAUUUUAAGAUGAGAUUAUCCUUGUGUGUGAGCGUUACAUCACGUGUCGGAUAGCUGUAAUAUUUCUUAACCUGCAUUUAAUUUCCAUGUUUGUGAAAUGUUAGCAACUUAAUGUGCAACUGUUUAAAAAUAAAGUAAGGUUGCUGCUCUA
Homarus americanus (American lobster) is the source of this 6062-nucleotide messenger RNA. RefSeq names its product F-box only protein 44-like. Gene Ontology annotation, molecular function: protein binding; ubiquitin protein ligase activity. Gene Ontology annotation, cellular component: SCF ubiquitin ligase complex; cytoplasm. Lineage: Eukaryota; Metazoa; Arthropoda; Malacostraca; Decapoda; Nephropidae. The transcript is spliced from 7 exons. The record is from RefSeq and is a predicted model, not a curated record. The coding region runs from base 316 to 1221 and encodes 301 amino acids. Gene Ontology annotation, biological process: SCF-dependent proteasomal ubiquitin-dependent protein catabolic process; glycoprotein catabolic process.